Messenger RNA from Caenorhabditis remanei, 1137 nucleotides. RefSeq lists its product as uncharacterized. Lineage: Eukaryota; Metazoa; Nematoda; Chromadorea; Rhabditida; Rhabditidae. The coding region runs from base 1 to 1137 and encodes 378 amino acids. The record is from RefSeq and is a predicted model, not a curated record. The transcript has 6 exons.
AUGCCCCGAGUCGGUCAGCGUGGCACAAUGCCGGUAACUGCAGAACAUGUUCGUUAUCAUAGAACAACGACUUUGUUGAUCACUCAAUUCCUUCAAUAUCAUAAACUGUCGUCGGAAACUGUAGAUGAUCAUAGUUUCAAAUCACUUUGCCGACAUCUGAACCCAUUGGUUCAAAUCCCGACCCCAGAGCUAGUAGAUAGUAUGCAUAUCGAAUUGGGACAUGAUCAAUUACUUCAUAAUCGCUUUCGGCCGUGUAUUUUAUGUGGGAUUGAGUCCACUAAGCACAAAACUAUCACGCUCAAUGAUGAAGUUGCUGCUAUAUUCUUGACAACGGCUGUAAUCAGUGACAAAAUAUCAAUAAAACAGGCGAAACAUGCUAUGUUGUGCAGCAAGCUGAACCUUUGCGAAGUUCAUGUUUCCCCAUUGAAAAAAGCUAUGUACGAAUGUAUAGGAGGUGACUCGUGUGCAGAUUUCGAUGACAUUCCAGACUACGCGUUUCUCGGUGGACUUGCUGUCUUCAUUAAACUGAUGACAAUUCGACAGAUAUUUGAUGAAGAACCAGUGAGAAAAAUUUCGGAAGUUCGCUAUCGAGAUUUACUGCGGUGUUGGAUGUCUCAGGAUUUGUCGAAAGUUCCACUGCAAACGGAUGUAAUGUAUAAUGCUCAUUCUAGAAGCCCGGCUCCUUCCAAACCAUCAACCAGCUUGAAACAAAGUGUUGCUGAUUUCUACGAAUCUCUACAAAAAACAGCUCCCAACACUGUUCCUGGUUCACUAAGUGUGCCUGAUGAAGAAGAUGUUCCCGGAUUGAAAAAAGUAAAAUUAGAAGAGCCCGACUUCAAUGAAGACGUCAGUUCUUCGGAGCCAUCGUCCUCAGUACCAACGCCUUCACUGAUUCCAUUGAACGUCGCAGUGUAUACAUUGAAAAAUGGAAAGAAAGUGGUAAAAGCGCCUGCCGGUCUGGCACCUGCAGCAGCCAUGCUCACCAAGAACACUGGGAGACUGGUAACAUAUCGAUUUGCGGCGAAAAAAUUUAUUGGAAAAGUUUCGGAACAGCCAACCACAAUCGAACUCACCACCAUCAUCUUACAAUUUAUCUAUACGGUUUCAUCAGAUCUCAACUAUCUUUUUCAAGUUUAA